ACCACCACUACUUUAACACAAUCUCAGCACCUUUCCUCAACACUAUACCUGUACAGGUAACAACGAUUUAGUCACGAGAGAACACACUGAGAAAAAGCAUAGAAUAUCAUGUAUAAAUGUUUCUUGGUGUUGGUUACUACAGUUACUACCUUAACGAACUACCACGAUUGGUCGAUUCUCCUACAAACGUCGGAGAACAACCCUUCUACUUUUCCUUCGGCUUGAACGGGGGUUCGUCUUUAGAAUCGUCAGGAUUGUCGUGGUGGUAGGACGAGUCCUUUUAAACACGGGGUUAUGAAGAAUCCUGGACGACACUGAUAUUACUUAUGAUACAUAAUUAAACGUGAUAACAAUUUGAUAUUAUUAUAAAAUAUACAAGAAUUUGUUGCAAUCAAUUUGAAUAGAUUUUCAUUCGAGAUAAAAGAUCAUCAUCAUUGUCACGUUAAACGUGGAUAAAAAACUUUAUCCGAGAACCAUGUUUGACGUAACAUGAGCAGUAACAAGAGAUCAUCACAAAGCAACAAAGAAGACAAGAAGAAUACAGCAAGUAAAGAAGAUAGUCCAGCUGGUGGUAAAGAUGAUGGUGCAUCGAUAUCAACCGGUAGUAAUGGUGGUGCAAGCGGUGAACCAUCCCAACCUGGUAGCAAACCUGGUUCGGCAGGUGCUACUGCUAGGGAAGGUGCCCAAAGACUUUUGGCACUUGCUGCACGGGGAGAAUGGCCACCCGUUGACCAAUUGCUCAAAUCUAUGGAAAAGGCGGUACAAAAUGCUGCCGAGGAAGGUUUCAUUGCACCCCUGGCUGGUCUUAUGGACCCGACGACUGGAAUGACACCGUUGAUGCAUGCAGUUAAGGAUAAUCGUACAGGAUUAUUGGACAGGAUGAUAGAAUUGGGUGCAGACGUUGGUGCACGUAACAAUGACAAUUACAAUGCUUUGCACAUUGCUGCUAUGUACUCGAGGGAAGACGUGGUAAAGUUGCUUCUUUCGAAAAAAGGUGUUGAUCCUUAUGCUACAGGAGGGACGAGACAACAAACUGCAGUUCAUUUGGUUGCAUCUAGGCAAACUGGUACGGCAACGUCUAUUUUACGAGCAUUGUUAGCUGCGGCAGGAAAAGACAUCAGAUUGAAAGUUGAUGGUAGAGGAAAGAUACCACUUCUCUUAGCAGUCGAGGCUGGCAAUCAAUCCAUGUGUCGUGAAUUAUUAGCUCAACAAGCACCAGAUCAACUUCGUGCUACCACACCAGCUGGAGAUUCGGCCCUUCAUUUGGCUGCUAGACGAAGGGACAUCGAUAUGGUUCGAAUUCUGGUUGAUUACGGUGCACCUGUGGACAUGCAAAAUGGUGAAGGUCAAACGGCGUUACAUAUCGCAAGUGCCGAGGGUGAUGAGAUUUUGGUGAAGUAUUUUUACGGUGUCAGAGCAUCCGCAUCGAUCGCUGACCACCAAGACCGAACUCCUAUGCACUUAGCUGCGGAAAAUGGUCACGCCACGAUAAUUGAAUUGCUUGCCGAUAAAUUCAAGGCCAGCAUCUUCGAGAGAACGAAAGACGGCUCCACCCUAAUGCAUAUAGCAUCUUUGAACGGUCAUUCGGAAUGUGCAACGAUGCUCUUUAAAAAGGGCGUGUACUUGCACAUGCCCAACAAACGUGGAGCAAGAUCUAUUCACACUGCAGCUAAAUAUGGUCACGUGGGAAUCAUCAGUACACUUCUACAAAGAGGAGAAAAGGUGGAUGCAACAACUAACGACAAUUACACGGCAUUGCACAUAGCCGUGGAAAGUGCCAAACCGGCAGUAGUUGAAACUUUGUUGGGUUAUGGUGCUGAGGUACACGUUAGGGGUGGCAAACUUCGAGAGACACCACUUCAUAUAGCAGCACGGGUUCCAGACGGUGAUAGGUGUGCAUUGAUGUUAUUAAAAUCCGGAGCUGGGCCCAAUUUGACGACGGACGAUGGACAAACACCUGUUCACGUAGCUGCCAGCCAUGGGAAUUUGGCAACUUUGUUGCUUCUUCUCGAAGACGGCGGUGAUCCUAUGUUCAAGUCUAAAAACGGUGAAACGCCUUUGCAUUUGGCCUGCAGAGGAUGCCGAGCAGACGUAGUCCGUCAUCUGAUCGAAUUUGUGAAACAAAACAAAGGACCAGAAGUGGCAACAGCUUACGUGAACAGCGUUACGAAUGAAGGAGCCAGUGCCUUGCAUUAUGCCGCUCAAAUAGAACCAUCGGAAGUUGUAGUACCGGGUGAUGAUCGUGCAGUUGUACGUGCACUUUUAGAAGGAGGUGCUGAUGUCUCGUUGCAAACAAGACAAGCACAAGAAUCUGCUUUUCAUCAUUGUGCCUUAGUCGGAAAUAACGAAGUAUUAUCAGAAAUGAUAAGCCAUAUGUCGGCAACGGAAGUUCAGAAAGCUUUGAACAGACAAAGUGCGGUUGGUUGGACACCUCUUUUGAUAGCAGCUCAUCGUGGUCACAUGGAAUUGGUGACAAAUCUUUUAGCUAAUCAUGCCAGGGUAGAUGUUUUCGAUUUGGAGGGUAGAUCAGCCCUACAUUUAGCUGCGGAACAUGGUUAUCUUCAAGUCUGCGAUGCCUUAUUGGCAAACAAAGCCUUUAUCAAUUCUAAAUCUCGCGUUGGUAGAACGGCAUUGCAUUUGGCAGCAAUGAACGGCUAUUCCCACUUGGUCAGAUUUCUCAUUCAAGAUCAUGGAGCUGCGAUAGAUGUGCUUACACUUAGAAAACAAACACCUCUUCAUCUGGCAGCAGGUGCUGGCCAAUUGGAAGUGUGCAAACUUUUAUUGGAACUUGGUGCUAGCAUAGAUGCUACCGACGAUCAAGGACAAAAGCCGAUUCAUGCAGCUGCCAUGAAUAAUUAUGCCGAAGUUGCUCAACUUUUCCUACAAAGACAUCCAAGUUUGGUGAUGGCAUGCACGAAAGAUGGAAACACGUGUGCCCAUAUAGCAGCAAUGCAAGGAAGCGUUAGAGUGAUUGAGGAACUUAUGAAAUUCGAUCGUCAGGGUGUAAUAUCAGCGAGAAACAAGUUAACCGAGGCAACACCACUUCAACUAGCUGCAGAAGGUGGUCAUGCGGAAGUAGUGAAAGCUUUGGUAAGAGCUGGUGCUUCCUGUGCCGAUGAAAAUCGUGCUGGGUUUACCGCGGUACAUUUGGCAGCUCAACACGGACACGGACAAGUUUUGGAAGUGAUGAGAUCAUCUCAAUCAUUAAGAAUUUCAAGCAAGAAAUUGGGUGUUACUGCGCUCCACGUUGCUGCUUAUUUUGGCCAAGCUGACACUGUCAGAGAAUUAUUGACAAACGUUCCUGGAACUGUCAAAUCCGAUCCACCAACUGGUGGUUCCUUGGUAGGAGAAUUAGGAAGUGAAUCUGGUAUGACACCCCUUCACCUGGCAGCUUAUUCAGGAAAUGAAAACGUCGUCCGAUUACUUUUAAAUUCUGCUGGAGUACAGGUAGAAGCAGCGACAACUGAAAAUGGAUUUAACCCUUUACAUCUGGCAUGUUUUGGUGGACACAUAACAGUGGUUGGUCUUUUAUUAAGCAGAUCGGCUGAAUUAUUACAUAGUGCCGAUCGUUACGGGAAAACUGGAUUGCAUAUAGCAGCUACACAUGGACAUUAUCAAAUGGUCGAAGUAUUGUUGGGUCAAGGAGCAGAAAUAAAUGCGACAGAUAAGAAUGGUUGGACUCCAUUGCACUGUGCUGCACGUGCCGGUUACCUCGAGGUUGUCAAAUUACUCGUUGAAAGUGGAGCUUCACCAAAAAGCGAGACAAACCUUGGCUGUGCUCCGAUUUGGUUCGCUGCUUCCGAAGGCCAUAAUGACGUUUUGAAAUAUUUAAUGGAAAAGGAACACGACACUUAUGCACUUAUGGAAGACAGAAGGUUCGUCUACAACAUGAUGGUUUGCAGCAAGAGUAACAACAACAAACCCAUAGAAGAAUUCGUUCUGGUUUCUCCAGCACCUGUAGAUACCGCUGCCAAACUAUCUAACAUUUAUAUGAAAUUAUCUGAGAAGGAAAAAGAACGUGCAAAAGAUUUGAUAGCAGCUGGAAAACAAUGCGAAGCUAUGGCAACUGAAUUAUUGGCUUUAGCAGCAGGUGCCGACUCGGCUGGUAGAAUUUUAACGUCGAUGGAUCGAAGAAACGUUGAAUUUUUGGAUGUGUUGAUUGAAAAUGAACAGAAGGAGGUGAUAGCUCAUACAGUUGUGCAACGUUAUCUACAAGAACUUUGGCAAGGUAGCCUAAAUUGGAACGCUUUCAGAACGAUCCUACUUUUCAUAGCAUUCCUGAUCUGUCCACCAGUAUGGGUAGUUUUUGCUUUACCACUUGGUCACAAGUACAAUAACGUACCUAUCAUCAAAUUCAUGUCCUAUCUGACGUCUCACAUUUAUCUGAUGGUUUUUCUGAUGCUGGUUGGAAUAACCCCAAUAUAUCCAGUCGUAAGACCAAAUCUCUUACCUUAUUGGUACGAGUGGUGUCUUUUGGUGAUGCUAUCGGGUCUUUUAUUAUUCGAACUGACCAAUCCCAGUGAUAAAAGUGGUCUUGGAUGGAUUAAACUAGCAGUACUUCUCUUUGGUAUCUUCGGUGUGGCCUUUCAUCUUAUGGGAUUUGUCAUAAUCAAACGUAUCCAUUGGCCAACGUUGCUCUAUCUAAGAAAUCAACUGUUCGCAUUGAGUUUCCUGUUAGCUUGCGUUCAAAUCUUGGACUUCUUAUCGUUCCAUCAUCUCUUCGGACCAUGGGCCAUCAUCAUCGGCAAUCUCAUGAAGGAUCUCGCCAGGUUUCUCGCAGUAUUGGCUAUCUUCGUCUUUGGAUUUUCCAUGCACUUCGUAGCUCUCAAUCAAGCAUUCCAAAACCAUGCAAAUCUUCAGGAAGCUAUCCAAAAGGACAAGGAAAAGAAGAAUGCAUUUCACGACGAUUUGUCGGUGAAUAUAACUUCGGAAUGGAAUAUGGAGACGCCAUCAGCGGCGGCGAAUCCUCGUCACUUCGGCCGCUUCAGGAAAAAGAAUGAAUGUUGUGACGAUAACUCCCGAGAGAUAAAGAUGAGUCCUAUUCUUGCCUUCGAGUAUCUAUUCUUCGCUGUCUUCGGCCAAACAACACACAGCGAGCUCAAAGUCGAGGCCAAUCAGCCGGACUGGACCUCGGUCCUCUUUAAGCUGACCUUCGGCGUGUACAUGUUGGUCUCAGUAGUGGUGUUAAUUAAUCUUCUUAUUGCCAUGAUGAGCGACACCUAUCAACGGAUACAGGCACAGUCAGAUAUUGAAUGGAAAUACGGUCUGAGUAAAUUGAUCCGUAAUAUGCACAGAACUACCACAGCUCCAUCCCCGUUAAACUUGUUAACAACCUGGAUCGUGUACUUCAUCAAGGUAUGCAAACAACGUGCUGCUAAACGCAAACGACCGUCACUGGUGCACAUGAUGGGUCUUCAACGUACCGGUCGAUUGUCCCCAAGAUCCAAGAUGGGUGCAAAGUGGUUGGCCAAAGUCAAGAAGGGACAGGUUCGACCUAAAGACAGUGUGGCACUUUCGGUAGUUCAUUUGAGUCCGUUAGGAAGUCAAUUGUCAUUUAACAGUGCUACCAGAAUCGAGAGUGUCGUUGAUUGGGACUCGAUAAGGAAAAAGUAUCUUGCUUUGACCGGAAACGAGCCUGAAAAAGAAGAAGAUAAAGAUAAGGAUGACAAGGACAAUGAUAAUGAUAACGAGGACGAUUAUGGACCUACUGUUUCAAAUCCUUCGAUGGUUCCAACUACGAUGACUACCUCACCUAUAUAAAUGUAAUUUCUCGCGAGCGUGAAAAUUAAGAUAAUAAUUUUAGGUCUAUGUAGCUGACUAAGAAACAAACAAACAAAAAAUAAAAAAGAAGAGGAGAGAGAGAUAGAAAAAGAGACAAAAGGAAUGAGAGUGAACGAGCUUUUCGAAGGAUGAUCGACUAUAUGAUUUUAGAAGCUAAGUAAGUCUACGUUACGUAGCCUACAUGUGCCUGUAUUUAUACCAAAUAAAUGUCACUUUUAUUUUUACGGGUUUGGGAUUGCGUCCUACUCAGUCAGCAUGGCCAAAAACGUGCGUUUCAGAUCGUUUGCAUCGAAUCAUCUACACUAACUCGACAUUUCAUUGUAUGUGGCACAGGAACAUAUCCUUAAAAAAAAAUAAAAAAACGAAAUUUAGGUCUUAUCUCAUCUGUUUGACGUAUAAUGCAUGUCCUAAGUUACGUGCAGAUUGAUUUUUUCUCAUGUAUUCGGCAGGAACGAAAGGAGCCUAUAGUGUGUGAAUGCAUUGACGUAAAAAAAAAAAAUCAAAAACGUAGGUCCUUAGAACGACUAACGAUCAUCACCAAAAUAAUUUUAAACAAUUGUUAGCCGGCACUGGCAUGACACAUGUCAGAGAGUAAACAAUGCAAGAGAAUGUUUUUUUUAUAAAUUAUCUGUAUGAUGUAUAAGCUUAUUUAUUUCUCGCGUCGAUUUGUCUUAUCAGAUAUUUUGUUGGCACGUAUUUCCA
Molecule: messenger RNA, 6483 nt
Organism: Polistes dominula (European paper wasp)
Lineage: Eukaryota; Metazoa; Arthropoda; Insecta; Hymenoptera; Vespidae
Gene: nompC
Product: no mechanoreceptor potential C
Biological process (GO): regulation of cytosolic calcium ion concentration; calcium ion transmembrane transport
Cellular component (GO): plasma membrane; cation channel complex
Molecular function (GO): protein binding; store-operated calcium channel activity; inositol 1,4,5 trisphosphate binding
Source: RefSeq, a predicted model, not a curated record